This is a messenger RNA of Syngnathus typhle (broad-nosed pipefish), 1762 nucleotides long. It is a transcript of the gene ccdc28a, whose product is annotated as coiled-coil domain containing 28A. The transcript is spliced from 5 exons. Lineage: Eukaryota; Metazoa; Chordata; Actinopteri; Syngnathiformes; Syngnathidae. The record is from RefSeq and is a predicted model, not a curated record. The coding region runs from base 340 to 921 and encodes 193 amino acids.
AUUUUUCCAACCACUAAUUCAACUUAAAGCAGGAAGUGUUCAGUUGUUUUAGCUAAAUAUUUGACAAGGAAACAAACGUUCGUUUCCUGGGGCUCUUUUUGUUCUUUUUAUUAGUUUUACCGAAAGUUUUAAUCGUUUACGUCUUUAUCUGCAUCCGUUUUUCAAAGUGCGUACGUUUCACACACGUAGCAUUAGUUGACACUAAUCGGGCGUUUGAAAUUCCGCUUCGUUGUGAUCAUGAGAGUUCUGGUUCUGCCUAAUCUGGCCGUUGUGCCGAGUGCUGGAAUGGCAUGACGUCUGCUCGACCCUGCUAACCUGCCAGCAACGUUUCCUGCCGUUAUGGAGGAGCGAAAACUGAAACGAAAGAGCCCCAGGACCCCCACAACCCCCGCGGCGGCUACGGUGACUGUGGCAGCGCCUACCACCACCGGUGGUUCUGCACGGAAACUCAGUUCCUCCACCGGGGGCAAGCAUGUCGGCUCCAGCCAGAAGAACAAGAAUAGAAGGGGAGUUCGUGACAAAUCAAAAUAUCAAAUGGGUUCCAGUGUUCGCCCCAGUCCUAAUCAGAACCAGACGGCACCCAUCAUCCAGCACUCAUUCUUGACUGAUGUCUCUGACGUGCAGGAGAUGGAGAAGGGACUUCUCAGCCUUCUCAAUGACUUCCACAAAGGGAAACUGCAAGCAUUUGGUAACGAGUGCUCCAUCGGCCAGAUGGAACAUGUGCGUGAGAUGCAGGAGAAGUUGGCCCGCUUGCACUUUGACCUGUACGGAGAGGAAGAGGAGAUGCAAGGCGACCAGAGAAAAACAGCCCGGGACACCAACAUGGACAAGUUGCUUUUGAAUCUGGAGGAGUUGAGCUCAUCCAUACAGAAACUAAAUCUGACCGACAGCCAAGAGAUUCCGAGGUCUGCCAGCGUGUGACUUGCCUGCUUGCCAGGCGUUGCAGGAAACCUGCUCGUUGCAAAUGAGAACUUUUGGGUGCUGCCAAUGUAAUUGUACUAAAUAUCAAGAUUCUACUCGUUGAGGCACUUUACUAUUUAGUCUGACUCAUCACCAGCAUAUGUUUGCUGUUAGAGAUAAUGUCCUGCAGAGGAAGCGCUAUGUUCUAACCAAAGUGAUUUGAAUUAACUUGACAACAGAUUGUUUUGCUGCAAAUAACGUUGCACUUUAUAUUAUCAAAUCAACCUGUGUGUAAUCGAAAAGAUUUGUCAUAUUACGUGUGCCGUGUGGGGAAACCAAGAAAGUUGAAUGUUCAUUACCACUUCUAUUUUUUUCCAGGAUGAGACCAGAAUAAUGACUCAAUUCUUGAGUUGUCACCGAUGCCACUCGUACUUUUAACAUUUCCUGCAAAAAACAAUGGCAUAAUUUUAAAGAAAAAACGAUCACAAUCCAGUAAAUCUUCUUAAAAUUGUGUGAAAUUAACGACAAUGUUCUAUUCUAAUUCCUGGUUGUAAAACGCGGAUCGCCGAUAAUGGCCGUCGAGAGUGCUAAUACCUUGAAAUAAGGCUGGUAUCUGCAUCGAUAUUUCACUCUUCCUUCGUUUAACCCCUUUCAGCGUCAAUAUUAGAUUGUUUUGUGUUUUCCCUGUUUGGCUGCAAGCAAUCCAGUAACCCAAAUAUUGACUUCACAACCAUGCCUUUGUUCUUAUUUAAGCCAAAUGUGAAUCGUAAUCAUUAAUCACGUGCCGCUUUGACUGUCAGUGUUGGAGAUCUAUUAUAUUAUGGAUGGUGAUGAUUUUAAUAAAAUAAUUGCGAAUCAGAAA